AUAUAUAUAUAACUUUUUAUUUUUUAAAGAAAUUUUAACUUUUGUUUCUAUUAAAAUACUUGUACUUUUCUUUAAAAAGAUAAUGAAAAAAGCAUAUAAAAAGACCAAACGAUAAAGUAAAGAAUUUCGCAUAUAAAAAAAUAAAACUAUAUCAAAGAAUGAGAUUUAGAGAAACCUAACAAUCCCUGUCAAAAAAAAAAAAAAAAAAAAAAGAAACCUAACAAUCUAAUCUUAACCGUCCAUUAUAAAAAAAGAGUCAAAGAGACAAGACACAAAUUAGACUCAGCCAGUUAACCCCAGCACGCCUCUCUCUCGCAAGCCUCUGUCUUCUCUCUCCAAUCUCCAAUCGACAUUCAUCUAAUCAUCUCCACGCUGAAGGAGGGAGUUCAGGCGACGGUAGCAGCUUCAGCCCAGCACGCUCCCGAAGACCACGACAACGACGAGCGACAGUGAAUUCCCUCGCAAACCACCACCUCACCUCGGCGCCCAUUCUUGCCCACUUCGUCUCGUAUAAUUAUGGAGAAAUUGACAUGGCCUUCACUAAAAUCUUGCCGGCAUCAGCCUUAUGAAGCAAAAGCCAGUGAUAAUGAUCAGUUAAGUCAGUUGCCUGAUGAUCUUCUAACAUUGAUCAUAUCCUUCUGCACUACGAAAGAAGCUGCCCAAACUAGUAUUCUUUCCCGCAGAUGGAAUUACUUGUGGCGAUGUUUUCCCUUGUUAAUAUUCAAAGAUGAAUACCCUACAAUUCCCUCUAUUGGACGAAAUCAGCUGUUACUUCCCCAAGAAAGAUUGGAUUUUGCGAGGAUGGUGAACAGUGUUGUUGAGUCUCAUCUUGGUGUGGCGGUAGAUGAGCUAAGAAUCAUCUUUGACCUGGACGUAAGUUAUGAGUCUGACAUCGAUAAGUGGCUCGUCUUUGCUUUAUCAAAACAUGUCAAAAGGCUUGAAUUGGACUUCACCCCACAAGUUGGCAGAAGAAUUGUGUGGGGUGACUGCUACACUUGGCCCCUUGAGUCUCGUUUGUCGUCGUCUCUUGGUUUGCAUCAGAAUAAUCUGGCUUGUUCCUCCCUAACGUCUCUGUGUCUCAAAUACGUCACUGUGACCAACAAAGACAUAGAGAGCAUCCUGCUUUCUUGCCAUAGCCUCGAGAAUCUUUGCAUUGGAAGCGCGUCAAUGUAUUUGCAAAUUAUAAACCUGCCUCAAACAUCCUUACAACUUAAACGUCUCGAGGUGUUAUGUUGUUACAAUUUGUUAUGCAUUGACAUUAAGGCGCCUAAACUUGUGUCCUUCACUCUUCAUGGCCGGCCUAUUGCUCUGCAUCUUAGAGAUUCAUCAUCACUUUCUAAAUUAUCAAUCGGAAAUGGUAAUUAUGAAGGGGAAAUUGUGGAUUAUGCUUAUAAAUCUCUUUCACAAUACUUUCUAAAGUUGGAGCAUUUAAGUUGGCAUUUGUGCUUGACUGGUGCCAACCGUCCCAAGUGGAAUAGGGGGAUUCUUAAACCACCUAUUAUGUCAAACCUUAAGCAUUUAGAACUCCAUGUUAUAGCAAGGGGUGAUGAAAGCCUACUAAAAUGGACUUACUUGAUCGAGGAAUCUCCGGUCCUGGAGAAGCUCACUUUGAAGUUCUCAAAGUAUCAUUGGUGUUCUAGGGUACAACGAAGGAAUAUAGUCAAGCGCAAAGGGCGUCCCCUCAAAAACUUGAAGACCUUGGAGCAUUUUGGUUAUUUAGGACUGCCAAUUGACAUUGAGUUUGCUACCUAUGUGGUUGAGAAUUCCAUCAAGCUGGAAGAUGUAGUCUUUACUCGUCCAUUAAUGUAUAUAUAUCGCGAUCCCGUCAAAGAAUAUGCAAGAGACCGUGUUUUGGAAUUCAUAAAGACGCUGCCUCAAGAAGUUGCAUUCAAAUUUGGCAAAGCUGCCGACCAUUGCUGCCCAAUUUCAACACCUCCUUAUUUUUAGAUCUUUGCUUGAUCGUAGGGGUGGAGGAGGAAAAUCUAUGUGGAUGAUCACACAAAAUGAUCACUUUUGGUUCAUGUAGCCGACACCAUGCUUUGAGACUAAGGCUUUGAUUAAUCUUCAUGUAUUGAAUUCACUUAUGUAUCAUUAAUUUAUUUAUUAAUGUUUAUACUUAUAUAUCUAGUGUAGAAAGAUUCUGCUUA
Beta vulgaris subsp. vulgaris (sugar beet) is the source of this 2147-nucleotide messenger RNA. Its product is annotated as putative F-box/LRR-repeat protein At3g18150. The record is from RefSeq and is a predicted model, not a curated record. Gene Ontology annotation, molecular function: protein binding. NCBI's taxonomy places the organism in Eukaryota, Viridiplantae, Streptophyta, Magnoliopsida, Caryophyllales, Amaranthaceae. The transcript has 6 exons. Bases 517 to 1947 code for a protein of 476 amino acids.